AUGGCUUCCGGCUAUGCAGAUAUUCCUACAUACCAGCCCAUUGGUGAUGUUCACGUGUCCCCAAAUUCUGGAAGGAGGACAUUUAUACCAGAUGUCGACGAUUCGAUUAAACCUCAGAUGCAUAUGAUGUUUGAUUCGCUCGAAAAUGCCUUUCUUUUUUACCAAAGAUAUGCUAAGGCAGGAGGUUUCACAGCUAGGAAGGGUACUCAAUACGAGCCUCAAAAGGGUGUCAUACAUAAUAAAUACUUCCUAUGCUCAAAAGAGGGUACUAAACCCUUUAAGGCGUCUGACUCGACUCAGGAAGCUGGUAGUUCUAAUGAUAACUCGAAGACUAAGAUUACUCGCAGGGUUCCUUCUAUAAGGACCGGAUGUGAAGCGUGCAUACGGGUUAAGUUAACCCCGGAUAAUCUUUACGAGGUUUAUUACUUCGAGGAGUCGCUUAAUCACUCAUUUGUUGCUGAAGAUUAUAGGUACCUGCUUCCUGAAAACAGAGGAAUCAAUUACGUACAGGAAGAAGCCGUAAAUGCUUUGAGUGCCAUAAACGUUGGUCCAGUUAGAGCGUUUAACAUUAUGAGGACUCUUUAUGGAGGGUUUAACAAGGUAGGUGCCACGAAAGUUGACUUCAAAAACUUCAAGAGAGACUUCAAUAGGUACAUAGCUGAGUACGAUGCUGACAUGGUUAUUAAACGCCUAAGAAGGAAGAAAGAAUUUAUGCCCAAUUUCUCUAUGGAAUACCUAACAACUGACGAUGGCGUUUUACGGGCGUUGUUCUGGGCCGAUGGAGAUACAAAGAGAAAUUUUCAUAUGUUUGGGGAUGUUGUUUCCUUCGAUGCUACUUAUCGUCGUAACAAGCAUUUGGGCGCACCACCUGUGAUUGUAACUGAUCAAGACCCAGCGAUGAGGAAAGCUAUUCAAGAUACUUGGCCUGAAAGUAGGCACAGGCUUUGCAUGUGGUAUAUAAUGGACAAACUUACUACUAAGUUUUUUAUAUCUGAAUAUGUCGUUGGCGCCAACCUAUGCAAUAGUACUGAUUUUAAGAAGAGGUUGUGUGGUAUUGUUUGGACUGAUGCAUUACUACCCGAACAGUUUGAAACCGAAUGGGGUGUUAUAUUGGCUAAUUUUGAUUUGGUGAAUCAUGAAUGGUUACAGUCAAUUUAUCAUAUUAGGGAUACAUGGAUCCCUACGUACUAUCGUGAUGAACACAUGUCUGGGCUGAUGCGUACUUCAUCACGUUCGGAAACUGAGAACCAUUUCUUUGGGCAGUUUUGCAACCCGAACUGUACGCUUGUUGAAUUCUUGGGGCAUUUUGACUUUGCAAUUGAAGCCCAAAGACACGAGCACAGGAAGAAUGAUCACGAUACUAGGCACACGAACCCUGAAAUAUUUGCAAAAGAGUUUGUCUUAGAACAACAGGCGGCAAACAUAUACACAUGGACAAUUUUCUUCGAUGCGCAACUUGAAAUUCUGACAGCCAUUCACAAGUGUGGUAUUGGAAAAUGGGAUGAAUGA
Helianthus annuus (common sunflower) is the source of this 1509-nucleotide messenger RNA. Its product is annotated as protein FAR1-RELATED SEQUENCE 5-like. The transcript has 5 exons. Bases 1 to 1509 code for a protein of 502 amino acids. NCBI's taxonomy places the organism in Eukaryota, Viridiplantae, Streptophyta, Magnoliopsida, Asterales, Asteraceae. The record is from RefSeq and is a predicted model, not a curated record. Gene Ontology annotation, biological process: regulation of DNA-templated transcription.